Molecule: messenger RNA, 849 nt
Organism: Rubroshorea leprosula
Lineage: Eukaryota; Viridiplantae; Streptophyta; Magnoliopsida; Malvales; Dipterocarpaceae
Source: the annotation of a GenBank genome assembly
GUUUCCCUUUCCUUGUGUUAAACCCUCAUUUCUUCUCUCCCUUUCUCCCCUGCAAAUGUCUCAAGUCUUCUCAAAAUCUCCCCAACACUGUGCAGAGAAAGAAAGACUCAGCAUCGACAAGUUCUACAAGAAGAAGAAGUUGUUUUUCACUCUCUCUUCAUCUUUCACCAUACUUCUAGCUGUAAUCUUACUCUUCUGGCUCAUCCUCCACCCUGCAAAACCAGAGUUCUUCCUCAGGGAGGCCGAUAUCUACCAGUUUAGUCUCUCCGGCCCUCACCUUCUCAAUUCCUCCAUCCAACUUACCCUCUUAUCCAAAAACCCCAAUCAAAAAGUUGGCAUUUACUACGAUGAGUUACAGGCUUAUGCUGCUUAUAAAGGGCAACAGAUAACUCUGGAUACUUCUUUUCCUCCUUUCUACCAGGACCAUGGAGAAAGCAACCUGUUAACGGCAUCUUUGGAAGGAACAGGGCUGCCGGUGGCUUCCUCAUUUGAAUAUGAACUGCGACGUGAUCAGAUUGCCGGAAGACUCGUCCUGAACCUGAAAUUGAACGGGAAACUGAGGUGGAAGGUGGGGACUUGGGUUUCAGGGCGGUAUAGGUUCAACGUUAACUGCGUCUCUGUUAUGACGUUUGUACCGACCGUCCAGACAGGUCCUUUGAGCUCAAGGCAAGGAACUCAGUGUUCUACUUCUCUGUGAAAACUGCUAACCUUCACAUGCUUAGCAGGUAUAUCUAAUAUAGGUUUGUAUUACAUAAUUAAUAGGUUGCUGCUUUUAAGUGGUUGUAAUUAAUUUAUCGUAAGAUUGAAAGAUUGUAUCCUUGUAAGUGAUAAUGAAAAGGAUUUGAUUAA